Trichoderma asperellum CBS 433.97 is the source of this 1473-nucleotide messenger RNA. RefSeq lists its product as uncharacterized. Gene Ontology annotation, cellular component: mitochondrion. NCBI's taxonomy places the organism in Eukaryota, Fungi, Ascomycota, Sordariomycetes, Hypocreales, Hypocreaceae. The record is from RefSeq and is a predicted model, not a curated record.
UGCAGCCCGUUCUCCAAAAUCGCUGUAAGAAAAAUCUACAGACGACGCUUUGGGGGCACCGCAUACAGGCUUUCCCAGCACAGACUUCGCCAAUGGCACGAAUAACGAGGAUGCGGAGACUGCAGUCUCUGCAAUUGUCCCUGCCGUCACAAUGCGCCGCAAACAGACCUUCUUUUGCCGCUGCCCGCGCCAUCUCCACGACCAGCCCCUCGCAGGGCAAGAACACCGAAUGGAUCCGAGGAAAGCUCUGGAAGGGCGAGGCGCCCGGCCCUGCUGAUCCCUACACGCAGAGGAUGGAGCCUGAGACACAAUCGAAUCUGCCAGAAGAGGCGCUCGAGAGCCGGCCCCGACAGGACAAGACGCCUGCAGCCGUGCGAGACACCAGGCUGACUCUGCCGUACAGGCGGAGCGAGGCGCCUACCGAGAAGGAGCUGCAGGCAUCUGACCCUACAUAUGUGCCUGCUACUGAGGCAGAGGGUCUGGAGGAGAUUGGCGCGCUGAGCACGUGGUGGGAGCAGCCUGGACACUGGGGAGAAGAGAGUGUAUUCAGGGGAUUCGGCAGCUCGGAAAAGGUCGUGGAGAAGGAGGUCUUGGAGGUCUAUCUGCGACGCGCUGUUGUCGAAGCACUGGCGCUACAGCAGACUGGAGCCUUUUCGGAAUGGGCUACGAAGAAGUGGUCAGAGGGAGCAUCUAGGAACGAGCUGGAGCAGGCAUUGGCUCUGCAGGUUGAGGUGCAGGACGGCAAGGCUACUCUGAAGGGAGAUGCUUCAUCGGUCGUUGAGGCUCUGACGAGCGAAUUGCCAGAGGCUGAGUCUACAGAGAAAAUUUCUGUUGAAGAGGCAAAAGAAAUGAUCAAGUCGUGGGACCCCUCAUGGAAGAACAUUGCGUUGGAUAACUCAUUAAGAUUUGCGCUCCGCAAGCGUCUCUACCAGCUCACCGGAACCCUCAUUCCAGACGCCAAGCUCGCAGCCGCCAACACCAUAAAGCACAUCCUAACCCUCGCGGCCCAGGAUCCCAAGCCACUGAAACUAGCCCAAGUGCUCGAGAAGCGCAAUGCCUUCAACGAGCUGACCAAUGUCACCGUGCACGACCGGAAGAUUGGUCCUAUCGACAAGGAGGUCUCCGUGGGACGCUGGAAGGUGAUUGAGGAGGAGCUGAAGAAGCGCGAUCUGCCUGUGACGGGCUAUGGAAACGCGGGCAGAAACAAGGAGAGGGAUUGGCUGACGGGAAAGAUAUGAUGAUGCUCAUGAUUUACGCAAUGGGGGAAUAGACCAUGGCGGUUGUGGUAGUUGAUGGCAGCGGGCGGGAACAAAAAAGAAGAAAAGGACAAAAAGUGUAUGAAUAUACACCAUGUACAACAGUAAAUACCUAUGAAAAAGGAAGAAACUUACAUAUCUACGAGGCCUUUUCACAACUUGUACGUUAUUGUGUUGGUAUAAAUGAAUCCUGCAUUAAAUAUACUUAAAAUGGGCG